CAAAAGUGGGCCGAAACCAAUGCGCACUUUUGAUCUUAUUUUUUGUUGUUGCAAAAUGACCAGCGACUAUGAGGACUUCUUUAGCACCGACCUGUUCGUGAACCGCGACUACGAGUCGCAGGAGUUUGACUUCGGCGUGGUUAAGCAGAAACUGCUGUCCUCCCACGCCGCAUCCACCGACCACGACCUCACGGGCCAAGUGGUGUGGCCAGUCUCCGCCUUCCUAGCCUGGUAUCUCGUAGCGCAUCGGGACGAAAUUGCCGGCAAGAAUGUCGUGGAGCUUGGCGCCGGUGCGGGUCUCAGCGGCCUCGUCGCCUCGCAGUUCGCAUCCCACACCGCCUUAACGGACGGCAAUGAUAUCGUGCUAGAGCUGCUGGAAGAGAACGCAGAGACCAACGCCGACUCCAGCAAAGUGCAGGCGUUGCCUCUGCUGUGGGGAGACCACAAGAGCGUCGAGGCCUUCGAACACGCAUUCCCGUACCCCGUGGACGUGCUCAUCGGUUCUGACGUCGUGUGCUGGCCAAUGCUCGUCAAGCCCAUUCUGCAGACCAUCAAAUACUUACUGCUACGCUCGAACAACCCGUUAGAAACCCAGUUCUGCUGCGGCUUCGUGUGCCGCGCGCAGUCGACAGAAGAUCUGCUUUUCAAGGAAGCAGUAGCAUUUGGUUUCCGAUUUGAACGCAUCCCAGACGACACGUUCCUUCCUACGCCGCGACCUGCCCAUGUGACUUCAAACCGGGAACUGCAACUCAUCGUGUUCACCCUCGACCCCAACGCCCCCAACUGGAACGAACCUGUUCGCUUCGCCGACGCUGAGCUGACAAACCUGCAAACUGCCUGCUAGAACUAAUAGAGUUACACUGAAAGAGGCUUGAUGUAUAAAUUAUGGGGUUCCGCUCCUUCCCUCUUG
Messenger RNA from Phytophthora nicotianae INRA-310, 910 nucleotides. RefSeq lists its product as hypothetical. Bases 20 to 844 code for a protein of 274 amino acids. NCBI's taxonomy places the organism in Eukaryota, Oomycota, Peronosporomycetes, Peronosporales, Peronosporaceae. The transcript is spliced from 3 exons. The record is from RefSeq and is a predicted model, not a curated record.